Molecule: messenger RNA, 2280 nt
Organism: Morchella importuna
Lineage: Eukaryota; Fungi; Ascomycota; Pezizomycetes; Pezizales; Morchellaceae
Exons: 4
Coding region: 1-2280 (759 amino acids)
Molecular function (GO): ATP hydrolysis activity; ATP binding
Source: RefSeq, a predicted model, not a curated record
AUGCCCGCUCCGAUGUCAGAGGAGGAGCGCCAACGGAUAUCUGGUAAUAGCGCUCUCAAGAGAGCUGAAUCAGGCUUCCGCAGGGCACCGCUCCCACGUAGUAGCACCACCCCCGGCGCGAUUGUAUCGGCCAUGGAAAUCACACAGCCUGGAAGUAGUGCGAAGCUACUUGCUGCUAAAGAUGGGGAUACUAAGAAGUCUAAGAGAUCAAAGAAGAAGGCAAAGAAGGAUAAGAAGAAGGAGGGGGAGGCAGAAGAGCAAAAAGACGGGGAGACAGAGACCGAACAGCCGAAGCCCAAAAUGGAGGUCACGGUCAAACACCUUGAAAAGCGCUUCGACGACCAGGGCCACCGUUAUCUCACGGAACCUGGCUCCGAACCUCCAAAGAAGGCGACGGAAGAUAAAUGGGCGAAUUACAUCCUCUGUGAGAUCACUCAUUUCAACUGGGAGCAGAAGGUUUGCCAGCGGUCGCUGGAAGUCAAGAGUAAGCACUUGAAAGCUGUCCUUAGGAAAGUCAUUGGCGAUCAGUACCCAGGCGUGUCGUUUCGAACGGUAGCCAUCAAGUUGUCGUUCCCAUUGAACUCUUUAUACCACUAUCUGGAAGAGCUGAAGGCGGAACUGGAGGUUAUGAAAAAGGCGAGCGCUGCGGAUACGGAAAAGAAGGAGGAGACUAAUGGGGGUGCCAAUGAAAAACCCAAAAACCCGGAAGAGGAGAAACUGAGCAAGGAAGACGCGGAGGAAGCCAUAGCUCACCUUGAAUAUCUCGUCAACUACCUAGAGAUUGAGUUUGAUGAAGUGAUCAAGGAUGUCGCAAAUCUACUCCCACAAGGGUUGAUUAGCUACGAGAUCCUCUGGACUAUCUUCAAACCCGGAAGAGCCAUCUACGCCAGAUCUCACCACGACCAGCAACGCUGUCUGCAAUUUGAGCGCGGCGACUACAUUAACGGUAAUGAGCCGCGCUACAGCUUGGAUGUAAAAUAUGUUGAUUACGACGGAAAGUAUUUCGGCAUGACGCAGACUACUGUCCCCAUAUUGCCCUUCGAAGGCACAAUGAAAAUCACCUCCCUCGCGGCAUUCCCACUGGAAUAUCACCCCAAGAAAGAUGUAGUCAGCAAAUUCCUGAUUGAGAGAGGGCGACGAUUCGAAGGAUUAAAGGGCUGCCACUACAUGGAGUACACGGGCGUCGGCUUGGGCGAGACGAUUAGAUGCGGAAGGGCUCAAUAUAGCAUCAAAGGCAGAGUGAUGUGCGACAAGGCAACAUACAACCGCAUCAACCCUGACCGGGGAAUCAUGAUUGUGCCCCUCCCAGGCCAAGCUCCCCAGAGCGAAGACGGCGAAAACCUCUUCAUGAAAAACAACUGUGAACUUCCUACUACCAAGCCAUUGACCGAUGAACAAUGCCUCCUGGCCUCGUUCCUCAUUUCCGGUUUCGCUCUUUCGGAAAAGAAAUGGGUCGAUUUCUAUAUCGACAACCUGUCCCCCAUUCAGUGGAACGAGAACGCAUUCGACCAGCUUGUUCUCCCGCCUUCACAGAAGUCGCUCGUGCGUGCCCUUGUCGAGUCCCACGUCAGGGACCUAGACGGCUUCGACGACAUCAUCAAAGGCAAAGGCAAAGGCUUCAUCUCAAUCCUGCACGGACCCCCGGGUGUCGGUAAAACGCUCACCGCCGAGUCCGUCGCCGAACACACCCGCCGCCCGCUAUACGCAGUCUCAUCCGGUGAGCUCGGGGUCAAUCCGAAAGACCUCGAGGAUAACCUCUCCAGGAUUCUUGAUGUUGCUACCCAAUGGAAGGCCGUGCUACUCCUUGAUGAGGCAGAUGUGUUCUUGGAAACACGUUCACUCCACGACCUGACCCGUAACUCGCUGGUCAGCAUAUUCCUGAGGCUGUUGGAGUACUACCAGGGGAUCCUGUUUUUGACAUCUAACCGCGUCACGACCUUCGACGAGGCAUUCCAGAGCAGAAUACAUGUUGCACUCAAGUACAACAAGCUAGACAGGGACGCGCGGAUGCAGGUCUGGAAGAACUUUAUGAACUUUGACGACUUGAAGGGCGGGAAGGAGCUGCUUGAGAGCGUGAUAGACCGGGAGUUGAACGGCAGGCAGAUUAAGAACUGUGUGAGAACCGCAAGAUCUCUGGCCGAAUCUGAGGGGAAGAGGGUGGACCUGAGCCAUCUUAUGGUUGUGUUGGACAUCCAGCAGCGGUUUGAGAACGACUUUGGGGGUUUGAUAACGGGGGCUGUGACCAAUGGUAUCAGUGAUACUUCGAACGGGAAGAUGUAA